GGAGAAGUUGGCCAGGCGGGUGGAUGCUGGCGGCCCGGCACGUCGUGUGCGCCCUGUCGGGCGGAGUGGACAGCGCCGUGGCCGCGCUGCUGCUGAAGCGGAGAGGUUACCAGGUGACAGGGGUGUUUAUGAAGAACUGGGAUUCCCUGGAUGAGCGUGGCGUUUGCACUGCUGACAAAGACUGUGAAGAUGCUUACAAAGUGUGUCAGAUUCUAGACAUCCCUUUCCAUCAGGUGUCCUUCGUGAAGGAGUACUGGAAUGAAGUGUUCAGUGAUUUUUUAAAUGAGUAUGAAAAAGGAAGGACUCCGAAUCCUGACAUAACGUGCAACAGACAUAUUAAAUUCAAUUGUUUUUUUCAUUAUGCUGUGGAUCACCUUGGAGCUGAUGCUGUGGCCACAGGUCACUAUGCAAGAACGUCCCUGGAAGACGAGGAAGUCUUCCAGCAGAAGCACAUUAAGAGACCAGAAGGGCUUUUCAGAAAUCGAUUUGAAGUUAGAAACGCGGUAAAACUCCUCCAGGCAGCUGACAACUUUAAAGACCAGACCUUCUUUCUCAGCCAGGUUUCCCAGGAUGCCCUGAGGAGAACCAUCUUCCCUCUGGGGGGAUUAACAAAACAGUUUGUAAAGAAAAUAGCUGCUGAGAAUAGACUUCAUCACGUGCUCCAGAAAAAGGAGAGCAUGGGCAUCUGCUUUGUUGGUAAAAGAAACUUCGAGAAUUUCAUUCUUCAGUAUCUGCAGCCUCGGCCUGGGAACUUCAUUUCCAUAGAAGACAACAAGGUCCUGGGAACACAUCAAGGUUGGUUCCUGUACACUUUGGGCCAGAGAGCCAGGAUUGGCGGCCUGAGGGAGCCCUGGUACGUGGUGGAGAAGGACGGCGCCAAGGGUGACGUUUUCGUGGCCCCGCGGAUGGACCACCCUGCCCUGUACCGGGACCUGCUGCGCACCAACCGCGUGCACUGGGUCACAGAGGGGCCGCCGGCCGCCCUGGUCCGCGACAAGAUGAUGGAGUGCCACUUCCGCUUCCGCCACCAGAUGGCGCUAGUGCCUUGUGUGCUGACCCUCAACCAGGACGGCACCGUGUGGGUGACCGCAGUGAAGGCUGUGCGGGCGCUCACCCCCGGGCAGUUUGCCGUGUUCUACAAGGGGGACGAGUGCCUGGGCAGCGGGAAGAUCCUGAGGCUGGGGCCAUCCGCCUACACACUGCAGAGGGGCAGGAGCAGGUCCCGAGCGGCCUCCGAGGGCUCCAGCGAUGGGGCAGGCCCAGGCCCCACGCCCUGACCCGCCGCGGGGCUGCCCGCUGCUGCUGCUGCCGCCGCCAAGCUGAGGGAGCGAGCCGGGGCCG
Molecule: messenger RNA, 1341 nt
Organism: Trichechus manatus latirostris (Florida manatee)
Lineage: Eukaryota; Metazoa; Chordata; Mammalia; Sirenia; Trichechidae
Gene: TRMU
Product: tRNA mitochondrial 2-thiouridylase
Exons: 11
Coding region: 24-1277 (417 amino acids)
Biological process (GO): tRNA wobble position uridine thiolation
Cellular component (GO): mitochondrion
Molecular function (GO): sulfurtransferase activity
Source: RefSeq, a predicted model, not a curated record